Molecule: messenger RNA, 967 nt
Organism: Camelina sativa (false flax)
Lineage: Eukaryota; Viridiplantae; Streptophyta; Magnoliopsida; Brassicales; Brassicaceae
Source: RefSeq, a predicted model, not a curated record
GAAAAAUAUAACAAAAAUAAUUUCCCAUUAAAUUUUUGAAAGUAUGUGGAAACCUUUACCUUUCCACUAUAUAUGGAACCUGCAGCAAAAACCUAGUAGCUAGAUCUAUCUAUUCAAAUCUACAAACUAGGUUAUCAUGUCGACUGCAACUUCUGCUCCGAUUACCAAACCAACUGAGCUCUUCCAAGAUAUUCGUGUAAAUUUUUAUUCAAGAAGAGUACUGCUUCAUACAGCUUAUCAACCACCUACCACGGCAUCACCCCCGUUUGCAGUAGCAUCACAGUCCUCUGCAAAUCAUAUGAGCUUUGAUGCAAAUGUUGUCAUGGUCCUAUCAGUUCUCUUAUGUGCACUAGUUUGCUCCCUAGGACUGCAUUCUAUCAUAAGAUGUGCACUGAGGUACUAUAAUUUAUUAUCAUCAGAAGCUAGUGAGGAGCUCGCAGUACGCUUGGCCAACACAGGAGUAAAACAAAAUGCCUUGAAGAGUUUCCAGACGGUAAGUUACACUGCAGAACUGAAGCUUCCUGGCCUAGAUACGGAGUGUGCCAUAUGUCUCUCGGAGUUUGUAUCCGGAGAACGAGUCAAGCUUCUGCCAAAGUGCCACCAUGGAUUCCAUGUCCGGUGUAUAGACAAAUGGCUCAGUUCACACUCAUCAUGUCCCACCUGCAGGCAGUGCCUCAUUCAGACUUGCAAAAAGAUAGCUGGCUGCAGUAGUGAGAUGAUAACCCCAUCACCUAAUCAACCACAACAGAACAUGCAUAUAGCACCACUAGGACCGGAAUCAUUGAUGCGCGCUUUUAGCUGAACAGAGUACGGUGCAGUUAUGUUGUAAAAGCUGAUAUGUAUGUAUUGUCACGUUUUUAGAAUUAGUCAGAAAUCCCAAACUAUCUGCAGUUCAAUAUUCAAAACAGCGUUAAUUAUGAUUUCCUCUGUAAAAGUUUCAAACGUUAUGACAUGUUGUUGCCUGAAA